Messenger RNA from Mollisia scopiformis, 1558 nucleotides. RefSeq names its product MFS general substrate transporter. Gene Ontology annotation, cellular component: membrane. The coding region runs from base 1 to 1416 and encodes 471 amino acids. The transcript is spliced from 5 exons. Gene Ontology annotation, biological process: transmembrane transport. Lineage: Eukaryota; Fungi; Ascomycota; Leotiomycetes; Helotiales; Mollisiaceae. The record is from RefSeq and is a predicted model, not a curated record. Gene Ontology annotation, molecular function: transmembrane transporter activity.
AUGUCGGAAGCGAGCAAAGAGCUUGCUACGAGCGUGCAUUCGCUAUCGGAGCCUUCACUCAGCUCGAAGUCCGUUGCGGAAAACAAGCUCGUCUGGAAGUUGGACGUGGUUCUAAUGCCUCCUUUGAUGCUUGCGUACUUCACUCAUACCCUCGAUCGCGCAAACCUCGGAAAUGCAAAAACAGGCGGGCUUGAAGCUGACCUUGGACUUGUUGGAAACCAGUACUCGCUCCUUCUAAUUCUGUUCUAUAUCCCAUAUGGCAUUUUCAAUAUCCCAGCGACCAUGUCUGCGAAGCGCUUCAAUCCUGCAGUAGUAAUGCCUAUCAUCAUGGGAGCGUGGGGUACAUUGGCAAUGGCUUUGGCUGCAGCGACAAGUUUUGGAGGAAUCUUGACUUGUCGUGUUCUGAUGGGAGCAGUGAAGGCUGGAUUUCUUCCAUGUGCGAUGUUCUAUUGCUCUUUGUUUUACACCAGGAAAGAGUUGGCUUUGAGAAUUUCUGCGUUUGGCAUGAUGGGAUUCAUUGCUGGGGCUGUGAGUGGAAUCAUCGCCUACAGUGUAUUCCAGUGGCAUAGAGAAUUAAAAGGCUGGCAAUAUUUAUUCUUGAUCGAAGGAGCACUUACAGUCGGCAUUUCCAUCUUCAACUUUUUCUGGCUUCCUCGCAGUGUUACUACGUCUCGCUGGUUUACCGAAGAAGAAGCAAAAUUAUCUCAAUCGCGCUUGGAUCAAGAUACUACUCAUGAGAAAGGAUUCGUGUGGGCAGAUGCCGUCACCGAGUUGAAAGACUGGAAGGUCUGGAGCUUUGGCUUCAUGGCUCUCAUGUACGGAAUCGGCAGUAACAGCAGCUCCAACUUUUUGCCUACCAUGGUGAAACGUUUGACGGUGGAUACCGCGAAAGCAAAUCUUUAUACAGUUGGUCCAAACUUGACCGCUGCUUUCAUUCAAUUGAGCACGUCCUGGCUUUCCGAUCAUUUUCAGCAUAGGGCAACUUUCUCUGCAGGUGCACUUCUAGUGUCGCUCAUCGGAUUUGUACUCCUGGGGACACUUGAUCUCGUCCAUGAGGUGAAAGUUGGUUACUUCAUCACCUAUCUAAUUACAUUCGGAACUUUUACCCCUGGAAUACUAGUGCCAGCGUGGGUAGCAAGCAACACACACACCACGACCGGUCGAGCACUGACUCUCGGGUUACUGUUCAUGGGUCAGAACUUCGCGGGUAUCAUCUCCUCGGCAGUGUUCAGGGCGCAAGAUGCCCCUGUUUACAAGCCUGCGUUAGUCACGGUGGCGGUCACGCAAGGAGUAUUCAUUGUGAUUUGCCUCUUGCAGAGACAGUACUAUGCAAGAAUUAACAAGAAACUUGAUAGAGGGGAGAUUGGGCAUGUUGCUGGGAUGGAGCUCAAUCCCUCAUUUAGGUAUGCGCUCUGAAGAAACAGGACACUAUUUGGUACUGCUUGGUUGGUAAACAGCUUCUCAGCACACCAAGAAAACAUUUUACAGCUGUACAUAGUUCCCAGCAACUGUUAAUGCAUUUCUUAUCAGCUAGACGUUUAAUGAAAAGAAAACGAUC